AUGACCGACUACAACUCGACCGCCCGGGCUCUGGCGUUACCCAUAGACGAACAAGCACAUCGCUCUCAAUCCAACUCGCCCGUGUUCUCUCGACGAUCAACAUCGGUCCCACGUUCAAACCGCCGCGCAAAGUCAGGCGGCAUAGUGGCUCAGGCGGCCAAGCUACAACGCAAUGCUGCAAAAACAUUCUUCGGCCUUAGCCCUGCGAAGCGCAUCCUGUUGGUGAUUGCAGGCGUCGUAACUCUUGUGCUUGGUAUUCUGUUCCUCGUAUACAAUGAGAGGAUAUUCCACGCCAUGUCGCCCGUAGCUAAGCGUUGGAGGAACAUCACUGGUGGCUGGAUGAUCCUAUGGGCGGCGACCUUCCUGGUCAGCUUCCCGCCUCUGAUCGGGUAUUCCACGUGUGUGACACUGGCCGGCUUCGUCUAUGGUGUACCCAAGGGAUGGCUCAUUGCAGCAUCCGGAACAAUCAUUGGCAAAAACGACAAACGAUUUGCAGCACUCGCCUUGACUCUGAAACAUGAUGGCAUCAAGCUUCUGAUGAUGAUCAGACUUUGUCCACUUCCUUAUUCACUCUCGAACGGAGCCAUCUCUACAAUUCCCACAGUACAGUGGCCACAGUUCAUGGUAGCUACGGCAGCUGCAAGUCCCAAGCUGAUCCUACAUGUGUUUGUGGGCAGCCAGCUCGGACGCAUCGCUGACAGCGGAGACAAGAUGGACGCCAAAACAAAGGCCAUCAGUUAUCUCAGCAUUGCAAUUGGACUGACUGCAGGCCUAGCUACGGGGUGGAUCAUGUACACAAAGACGAAGGCUAGGGCACAAGAGCUGGAGGCUGAGGAGCGUGAAGCUGCUAUUCGUGGAGAAGCACCGGAUGGGGACGAAUUCGAAGAGGAGGGCAGAUAUGAAUACUCGGACGAUGCUAUGGAGAGGGAAGCUACCGAGGCAAUCCGGGGCGACGAUGGUAUCAGUCUGCGUAGCGACCAAGAAUACCGCGAUGACUUUGGCGAUGAUGCGGACGACGCUCAGGACCUGGACAAGGUCUUCCGGCACGGCGACGGAGACGAAGAGGAAGGAUUUAGAGAUAGAGUAGACAGCUACUCGUAUUCGCAAGAGACACGCAUACCCAACUCUGACCAAUCUGUGCCUCUGGCUAACUACACCAUGUCGGCAACAAUGUCUUCGUACGUGGUGGACCUGAUGUGGCAGCUCACCAAUUGCUUCAACUGCUUCCCGAGCAAUCCCGCCCUCAAGAUCAAUGGCCGCUCAUACAAGAUCCUUCGUCUCCUGGGAGAGGGCGGCUUCUCAUACGUCUACUUGGUUCAAUCACCGCCGUCGCCAAAUCUAUACGCCUUGAAGAAGAUUCGAUGUCCAUUCGGCGCCGAGUCGGUGGCUCUGGCUCUCAAAGAGGUCGAAGCAUACAGCUUGUUCCAGCCGCAUCCCAACAUCAUCCACGCCCUUGACCAUGCCGUCAUUCCGGAUCGCAGCGACCCCUCAGCAAAGACUGUUUACAUCCUUCUGCCAUACUACCGUCGAGGCAAUUUGCAAGACGCCAUAAAUGCCAACCUCGUCAAUGGCGCAAAGUUCCCUGAGCGCAGGUUGAUGGUCCUGUUCCGUGGUGUCUGUGUCGCACUACAAGCCAUGCACAACUACAAGGUGGGAGGCGCUCCAGGUGGUAAAGGUGCACAAUCGAGAGCAAAGCGGGUACGGGCCGAUGCUGCAAGAGCCGACAGGGGAGAAGACCAUGGCGACGACGAUGACGAGCUGGAUGAUGCUGAGCCGUUGAUGGAGGGCGAGAUCUCCAUGGCACAAGAGGGCAUGUCCGAAGGUCAGACCAGAGCAUAUGCACAUCGCGACAUCAAGCCUGGCAACAUCAUGAUUUCAGACGACGGCCAGUCACCUAUUCUUAUGGACCUUGGCUCAUUAGCCCCUUCGCCCACUCCCAUCACAUCACGCGCUCUCGCACUACAAGUCCAAGAUACAGCUGCCGAACACAGCACCAUGCCUUACCGCGCUCCCGAACUCUUCGACGUCAAAACCGACUCUGUAAUCGAUACAAAGGUAGACAUCUGGAGUCUAGGAUGUACACUAUACGCCUGUCUAGUCGGCAAAUCACCAUUCGAAGCCCGCAGCGAAGAAACCGGUGGAAGUCUGAGUCUCUGUGUUUUGGGUGGUGACUGGAGAUUCCCAGAUGAGCACAACGCACAAGCAAACAAGAGCAGAGGAAAGCAANAGAUGCCCACGAAUUCGGAAGCUGCUGCACAAGACGCACCUAUCACUGAGAUGAUCAAGGAUGUGGUUAGGAGGUGUUUGAGAGUCGAGCCGUCGGAGAGACCAGAUGUUAAUGAAUUGCUCGCCAUGGUCGACGAUGUUAUUGCAGCUCUGCCAGAAGAUGGAGACCCGUUGGAAGAUUAG
Molecule: messenger RNA, 2409 nt
Organism: Aureobasidium musti
Lineage: Eukaryota; Fungi; Ascomycota; Dothideomycetes; Dothideales; Saccotheciaceae
Source: the annotation of a GenBank genome assembly